AUGGCAACAAAGUCCUUUCUUAUUGCCUUCCUUCUCUUUCUGUCUCCUCUUACAGGCCGUUAUGCGAUGGUGGUAUGUGGUGACAUUGCUGUCUAUGCCAGUGGGAAUGCUCGAUCUACUGGUGGGGCAGGGGCUGUGGCCAUGCUGGUUGGGCCCAAUUCUCCCCUGGUACUAGAACGAGGACUUAGAGGAACCCAUAUGGAGAAUGUGUACGACUUCUACAAACCUGACCUGGCCUCAGAAUACCCUGUGGUAGAUGGGAAGCUCUCAAUUCAGUGCUACCUUCGAGCCUUAGAUCGUUGCUAUGCAUUUUAUCGAAAGAAAAUUCAGAAUCAAUGGAAGCAAGCUGGCAUUGAGCGACCAUUCACUCUGGAUGAUUUCCAGUUCAUGAUUUUCCACACACCUUUCUGCAAGCUAGUCCAGAAAUCAGUGGCACGUUUGGUUUUCAAUGACUUCCUGUCGGCCAAGAGUGAUGAUCAGAAUAGCCGCUACAAGGGUCUAGAGGCUUUCAGGGAUUUGAAGCUGGAAGACACCUACUUCAACAAGGAGGUAGAAAAAGCUUUUCAAAAAGCCUCUCUAGAUGUAUUCAACCAGAAAACCAAAUCUUCCCUCAACCUCUCCACCCUAAAUGGGAACAUGUAUACCUCUUCCCUCUAUGGGUGCCUGGCCUCCCUCCUCUCCCAACAUACUCCCCAGCAGUUGGCUGGAGCCAGGAUUGGUGCCUUUUCUUACGGCUCUGGCUUAGCUGCAAGUUUAUUUUCAAUUAGAGUUUCCCAGGAUGCUUCCCCAGGUUCCCCCCUGGAGAAAUUAGUGUCUAGUGUAUCAGACUUGCCAAAACGCCUGGCCUCUCGUAAGCGUGUGUCCCCUGAGGAAUUCUCUGAAGUCAUGUCCCAGAGAGAGAAAUAUUCCCAUGAAGUGAAUUUCUCUCCUCCUGGUGACACAAGCAGCCUCUUCCCAGGCACAUGGUACCUCGAGCGAGUGGAUGAGUUGUACCGUCGAAAGUAUGCACGGCGGCCUCUCUGAGAAGGGACAGAUGAUCCAAGCUGCCUGUGGCCCAUCUAGGCAUUGGAUAAAGUGAACUCCAGGAGACACUGGCCAUGAGCAAUGCAGAAAGUCCAUAUUUUAGCUCCCAGCAGCAAAUCAAAUACCUGCCCUCAACUGUCAAAGUACCAUACAGCCUGGACCAAAUGGCCAACAUGAGCAUACUGCAUAGAGGCUUUCCUAGCAAUGCAGCCCAGUGAUGAACUGUUUGCAGAGCUUUUCCUUAGUCCUUUCUCUUUGAAGAUCACCAGUACCUCCCAUACCUUCUGGUAUACAAAAACACAUUUAUGGAGCCAAGUACAAAAGACCCCUUGGAGAAGAAGAUAAAAGACCCAAAGUGAUAUCUACUAUUUACCCCUAGAAUAAUAACAUUGGUGAAUUUGUGCUGUAC
Gracilinanus agilis (Agile Gracile Mouse Opossum) is the source of this 1432-nucleotide messenger RNA. RefSeq names its product 3-hydroxy-3-methylglutaryl-CoA synthase 2 (gene HMGCS2). Gene Ontology annotation, biological process: acetyl-CoA metabolic process. Gene Ontology annotation, molecular function: hydroxymethylglutaryl-CoA synthase activity. NCBI's taxonomy places the organism in Eukaryota, Metazoa, Chordata, Mammalia, Didelphimorphia, Didelphidae. The record is from RefSeq and is a predicted model, not a curated record. The coding region runs from base 1 to 1023 and encodes 340 amino acids. The transcript has 8 exons. Gene Ontology annotation, cellular component: mitochondrion.